This is a messenger RNA of Ilex paraguariensis (yerba mate), 375 nucleotides long. The record is from the annotation of a GenBank genome assembly. Lineage: Eukaryota; Viridiplantae; Streptophyta; Magnoliopsida; Aquifoliales; Aquifoliaceae.
AUGGUGGUAGCUAUUCGAGCUGCACUAAACCUCCAACAUGGUGGUGUGAGGGACUUCUACAUAUGUUCUCUUUCCUCAAGGCUUGUUUGCUGUAGUGUCUUGCCGAUAUGUUCAUUUGCUGAAUUCUGCUUUCAGACUGUGAAGACCUUACCUUGUUUCUGCAGGACUGUUGUCUACAAGGGUCAGCUGAAGCCCAAUCAGUUGAAGGAGUACUACUAUGCAGAUCUUGGCACUGAAAGGUUUACAAGCUACAUGGCCCUGAUACACUCUAGGUUCUCAACUAACACAUUUCCGAGCUGGGAUCGUGCUCAGCCUAUGCGUGUCUUGGGCCAUAAUGGGGAAAUUAACACACUCCGGGGAAAUGUAAAUUGGUAA